AUGUCCCUCCCCACCUAUCUUGAUAUCGACCCUAAGCUGGUUGACGUAGUGAAGUUCGAAGGGAUCAACUUUAUUUUCACCUGGAUCGGAGCUCUCGUUAGACUGGUACAUGGACUUAUGUUGCAAGAUGACCCAAUCGUUAUCUCUCAGAUUCUAGAUGCAAUCAUGCUCGGUCUUCUCCCACUAGGAUACACCAUCUCCCGGGUAUGGGCACGUAUGCGACAACAAGCAGAGCCGCCUAAGGUUGUCUUGAUAACGGGAGCGGGUGGUGAAGGUCUCGGAGCUAUGCUCGCUUUACAAUACGCUGGGCCAUCUACUCGUAAGCUCAUCCUAACUGAUGUUCAUAGAGAGUCGCUUGAGGCUGUGGCGGAGGCUUGCCGCGCCAAAGGUACACCAGAAGUCGUGUUGGUCGAGGCAGAUGUUUGUGAUGAAUCUGCCAUGAGAGAACUGGCACGUGAUCAUUCUGAUGUCGAUCUGGUCAUCGCUAAUGCUGGUGAGCUCACGAUUAUAACUGGAUGA
Molecule: messenger RNA, 519 nt
Organism: Perkinsus marinus ATCC 50983
Lineage: Eukaryota; Perkinsozoa; Perkinsida; Perkinsidae
Exons: 3
Coding region: 1-519 (172 amino acids)
Source: RefSeq, a predicted model, not a curated record